CGUUGCCUUCCUGUGGGAUGGGAAGAAUUGGUAAAUUGCAAAAACCCCUUUCUUUACAUGACUGUAUUGCAUUGUUAAAAAAAUAUCUAAAGUUGGAUCAUAUUCGGUUUGCUCAAGGAGUUUCACACACUCUAGAUUCUCAAGUAUCUUCUGUAGCUGUUUGUGCUGGGUCAGGUUCAAGUAUACUGAAAGAUGUUGAUGCUGAUCUUUAUAUAACAGGAGAAAUGUCGCAUCAUGAAUUACUUCAUGCAAAUCAUAGGAAUGUGAGUGUGAUACUUUGUGAACAUAGCAAUACAGAAAGAGGAUAUUUAAAAAAGCUCAUCAGUGACUUGUCAUCUAAAUUACCGAAUGUUAAUUUAGUAAUGUCUUCUAUGGAUAAAGAUCCUGUUACAAUACUGUAAACUUAGAAUUAUUUUUUGGAAAUGCCAUUUCAUUAAAAAAAAAUUUUAAUGACAUUUUUGUGAAGAUGAGCUAAAUUCCUGUGUGGAUCUUCUCAUCAUUUACUUGCAGGGCCAUAUUCAGCAUCCUUCCAGGGAUCCCAAAAAGCUCCCUUGAAAAGGAAAAUCAAGAUUACAUGUAAUCUCAUAAGAGGAUUUUAAGUGCUAGGUAGUAAUUGCAUUGUUCUUUAUUGUAAUGGAAUGUUAAUUAAAAAGAAAAUUUAAUAAAAAAUGUAUCUGAAUUA
This is a messenger RNA of Stegodyphus dumicola, 682 nucleotides long. Its product is annotated as NIF3-like protein 1. Gene Ontology annotation, cellular component: cytoplasm; mitochondrion. The record is from RefSeq and is a predicted model, not a curated record. NCBI's taxonomy places the organism in Eukaryota, Metazoa, Arthropoda, Arachnida, Araneae, Eresidae.